AGCUAAUAAUAAAAGUAAAAACAAUAAAAAAAAAAAAGAAGACAAAUAGGUCCAAAAAAGUCCAACAAAAAAUUUAACUAAGUGUAUGAUUCCACACAUUCCCACUAUAACACCAUUAUAUAACAUUUCAAGUUUUUAAACAUAUAUAUAUGUAUAAUUAACUCUUCUAAGUUCUAAUGAAUAUUUCAAACAUCCUCUGUUUCCAAUAUUUUGUCUCUCUGUUUUUUCACAUUUUAUCAACCAUAAACAUAAGAAAAACAACAGUAAGAUUUCCAAGAUAAAGAGCUAAAUUUUGUCUCAUUUAUCAAGGUGUGAAAUUUUUGAGGUACCAAAAAGAUGAAUAAUGUGGAUUAUUGGAGGAGAGAGAAAACUUUGUGUGUAAUGCUCCUCAUAACAAUGGCUGUUCAGCUGUUCUUGGUUUCUAAUUGUUGUGCCAAAACCCAUGGAAGGCCAGUAAAUGACGACCCCAUAUCACCUCUUGGAGUCACCCUGAACGUGACGGAUACGGAGGUGGUGAUCGACAAUGGCAUUGUGCAAAUCACAAUUGCGAAUCCAGAGGGCCAUCUGUUAGGGGUGCGCUAUGAUGGAGUCAAUAACCUUCUUGAAGCUCCUAAUAAGGAAUCAAAUAGAGGGUAUUGGGAUGUAGUUUGGGAUACAAAAGAUUACGAUGGCACUGACUGGUUAGUAGGAUCAAAGUUUAAUGUGAUAGUAGAAAAUGAAGACCAAGUAGAAGUUUCAUUUACAUAUAAAUGGGAUUCAACCACUUGGAACACAUCAGAACAUUACUGGAGAAUUCCAGCUAAUGUAGACAGGAGGUAUAUAAUGCUUCGCGAAUCUUCUGGAUUCUAUGCAUACAUGAUAUUAGAACGUACGGAGGAAAUGCCUGCAGCAAAUAUCUUCCAAAUAAGAACUGUUUAUAAGCUUGAUGAAAAGCGAUUUCAAUAUAUGGCUAUUUCGGAUGACAGGCAAAGGAUCAUGCCUUUGCCACAUGAUCGCGAGUCAGGCCUUCCGCUUGCCUUCAAAGAAGCUGUUCUUUUGACUAAUCCCACUAAUCCGGAUUUGAGAGGCGAGGUGGAUGACAAGUAUCAAUACUCGUGCGAGGACAAAGACAACAAGGUCCAUGGAUGGAUAUCACUUGAUCCCCAAAUCGGGUUCUGGAUUAUUACUCCAAGUGAUGAGUUCCGUUCUGCUGGACCUAUCAAGCAAGAUCUCACAUCCCAUGUUGGUCCAACGGCAUUAGCAAUGUUUCACAGUGCACAUUAUGCUGGGUUGGAUGUCACCAUGAAAUUCCAAGAAGGGGAACCAUGGAAGAAGGUGUUUGGACCUUAUUAUGUUUAUCUGAAUUCCAUUUAUGAGAACGGCGACUUCCAUGAACUCUGGGAUGAUGCAAAGCACCAGAUGAAACAAGAAACUAGAAGCUGGCCUUACGAAUUCCCAUUAUCGGAAGACUUCCCUAAGUCUGUGGAGCGUGGUUUUGCAUAUGGUCGGUUGCUGGUCCAUGACAGGUAUAGAAGGAGGACAAUGAUGCCUGCAAGUUAUGCUUGGAUUGGGCUAGCUGCACCGGGUGAAGCAGGGUCAUGGCAAACCGAAACAAAGGGUUAUCAAUUUUGGACUCGAGCAGACCGUAAUGGAGGAUUUCUGAUCAAGGGGAUUCACGAAGGUGUUUUCAACUUGUUUGCGUGGGUUCCUGGUUUCAUCGGAGAUUAUGUUUAUGCUGAAAACAUCAUAAUUGAGCCAGGCUCCGUAAUCCAACUGGGUAAUCUUGUGUACGAGCCACCUCGAAAUGGCCCGACUUUGUGGCAAAUUGGAAUUCCAGACCGCACUGCGUUAGAGUUUUAUGUUCCUGAGCCCAGUAGCUUAUUUGUUAACAAACUCUACACUGACAGUGAUCACAACAAAUUCAGGCAAUAUGGGCUUUGGGAACGUUACGCUGAACUGUAUCCUGAGAAUGAUCUUAUUUACACAGUUGGUGAAAGUGAUUAUCAUACAGACUGGUUUUUCGCCCAUGUCACUAGAAAGGGAGAAAAUAAUACGUAUUUACCAACUACCUGGCAGAUUAUAUUUACUGUCAAUGAUUUGAUCCCAUCUUCAAAUUAUACUCUACGGAUUGCCUUGGCUUCUGCCACUAGGUCUGAUUUGCAAGUGCAAUUCAACCAUGAAGAGCUGAUGAUUCCUCACUUUAGUACCAAGAUGAUAGGUUCAGACAAUGCAAUUGCGAGACAUGGUAUUCAUGGACUUUACAGAUUGUUUAACAUUGAUGUUCCUAGUGAAUGGCUUUAUGAUGGGAACAAUACCAUCUAUCUCAAACAAUCAAGACAUGAUUCUCCUUUCUAUGGUGUCAUGUAUGAUUAUAUUCGUUUCGAAGCCCCCCCUCGAACAAGAUGAUUUUAGAUAUAAUUAGGUCACUAGAGAGAGUGAACAUGGUCAAAAUACUCAUUGACCAUUUUCAACAUAUUAUGAUAGAAGUAGAAUUGUAUAAUUAGUUUCCUUUCUAGUUUUGUAUUGAUUAGAAUACAUCAAAGUAUUUAUCUUAAAUUAUGUGAUAGGGUUAUGUAUGUUGAUGGCAAUGGCAUUGGUAUAUUGCAAGACUUAGAAUGUGUAUAUAUUUGUUGUAAUUAGUUUCUUAACUAGUGGCCGGCCAGUAUGGCUUGUUACACUUUCUUUGAGACCGUAAUUUUUUUAAAAGGUAAGAAGGCACCCUAACUGGACCGGAACCUUGCACAGGUCAACCCGGUUCGGUUUUGCAAGCAAGG
Molecule: messenger RNA, 2753 nt
Organism: Beta vulgaris subsp. vulgaris (sugar beet)
Lineage: Eukaryota; Viridiplantae; Streptophyta; Magnoliopsida; Caryophyllales; Amaranthaceae
Product: probable rhamnogalacturonate lyase B
Exons: 17
Coding region: 337-2385 (682 amino acids)
Biological process (GO): carbohydrate metabolic process
Molecular function (GO): catalytic activity; carbohydrate binding
Source: RefSeq, a predicted model, not a curated record